Molecule: messenger RNA, 2131 nt
Organism: Hippoglossus stenolepis (Pacific halibut)
Lineage: Eukaryota; Metazoa; Chordata; Actinopteri; Pleuronectiformes; Pleuronectidae
Gene: mus81
Product: MUS81 structure-specific endonuclease subunit
Exons: 17
Coding region: 80-1918 (612 amino acids)
Biological process (GO): resolution of meiotic recombination intermediates; mitotic intra-S DNA damage checkpoint signaling; double-strand break repair via break-induced replication
Cellular component (GO): Holliday junction resolvase complex; nucleus
Molecular function (GO): crossover junction DNA endonuclease activity; 3'-flap endonuclease activity; DNA binding
Source: RefSeq, a predicted model, not a curated record
ACCCGGAAGUGCAGGGUUUGUUUUGAAAAGCAGGCGCCAGCAGCAGCAGCGGCUAAAAGGUCAAAGGUGCAGGGGGGGGAUGCCAGCUCCGGAGCCGGUCAGGCAGGGUCGGAAACGCGGCCUGCCCUCCUGCCCCAACCCGCUGUUCCUCCGGUGGCUCACGGAGCUGCGGGACGAGGCGAAGGAGAAAGGACAGAAGAUCCAGUUCUGCUACCAGAAGGCCAUCAGCUCCCUGAACAAAUAUCCUCUGCCGCUGCAAAACGCCAAAGAGGCGAAGAUCCUCCAGAACUUUGGAGACGGGAUCUGCAAAAUACUGGAUGAGAAACUACAACGAUACUUGAGAGAGAACGGUCCAAACGCUCCAAUUCAUUCUCUGCCUAAAGGGGCGCCCCCUCCUGGCAGACCAGACAACAACAACAUGGCUCCGUCCACAAAGAAGAAUGCUGCCGGGGAUAAAGGGAAGGAUAAAGGAGGAGGAGGAGGAGGAGGGAGGAAGAAGAGGGAGUAUGUCCCUCAGAAGAGGUCCGGGGGUCAUGCUGUUCUCCUCACACUUUACAGACAGUCACAGAUCCCGGGAAGUAAAGGUUACAUGUUUAAACUGGAGCUGCAAGCCGAGGCCCAGCUUCUCUGUGAUAAGUCCUUCAGCGUCCCAGAUCUGGGCAGCAAGUACACGGCCUGGUCCUCAGUCAGCACGCUGAUCCAGAAGAACCUGGUGAUCAAGACCCACAAUCCUGCAAGGUUUUCUCUGACUGACGAGGGUCAGAUUUUGGCCGAGCGACUGGAGGCAGCGGAAGAAGGAGCUAAAGACCGAGUGGAGACGAGGAGUGAAAGAGGGGAGGAGGAGGAGGAGGAGGAAGAUGUUCCAGGGGUUGUGGAUCUUACUUGUAGUGACGAAGAAGAGGAGGAGGAGAAAGAGGACAGAACACAUCCCACAGAGAGGCCGCCCUGCGUCUCUCAGUCAGACGGAGACGUGGACGUGAUGAGUUUAGAUUCACAAACCAGCAGGAAGCGGAAUGGAGGAUGUCUUCUACCUGGGAAUUAUGAUAUCAUACUCUGUGUUGACUUCAUUGAAACUACAGGCGGCAGCAGCCACAAGAAACAGGAGCUGGUCAAAGAGCUUCAGAGAAAUGGAGUGAGCUUCGAUGUCAGGAAACUAAAUGUUGGAGACUUCCUGUGGGUGGCUCGGGAGAAGGUUGCACCCGUUCCAGGUCAGUUGCGAGCUCCAGCCGGCAGAGAGCUGGUGCUCGAUUACAUCAUCGAGAGGAAGAGGAUGGACGACCUGUGUGGCAGCAUCAUCGACGGACGCUUCAGGGAACAGAAGUUCCGCCUGAAGAGGUGUGGUCUUCGCAGGCCCAUCUACCUGGUGGAGGAAUGUGGAACUGCGGCCUCUCACCUGAGUUUACCUGAGGCGACGCUGCAGCAGGCGAUCGUCAACACUCAGGUGGUGGAUGGUUUCUUCGUGAAGAGAGUCCAGGAUGUGAGGGAGUCUGCGGCCUACCUCACCAUCAUGACCCGGUACCUCACUAAACUCUACCAGGACCGGACGUUGAUCUGUCGCUCCAGAGAGCUGGAGGGGGAUGAAGCGGGUGACGAGGAGAGAGGGAGCCCGUCCUGCUCUCUCAUUUCAUUUGCAGAGUUCAACCACGGGGCGAUCAAAAACAAGUGUCAGACAGUGAGAGAAGUGUUCGCCAGACAGUUGAUGCAGAUCAGCGGUUUGUCUGGAGACAAGGCAGCAGCCAUACUGGAGAUAUACAGCACCCCCUACAGUCUCCUGACGGCUUAUGAACGAUGUACAAGUGAAGCAGAGAAAGAGAAACUUCUCUCUUCGAUACGAUACGGGAAACUCAAAAGAAAUCUGGGUCCAGCUCUGAGCAAAACCGUUUAUCAGCUCUACUGUACACAAGGAGCGCUGUCAUGAGCACACACACACACACACACACACACAGAUGAAGCUAAACUCAAACCUCUUGUAAUCUGAUCACAUGAUGUCCUAACUUUAUCAGAUUGACUUGAACUGUUCAUGAUUUGCUCUAAAGUUGCUGCUACAUUUUAUUUUCUAUAAAAUUGUUCCUGAUGAAGAAUUUCACAAAUGUUCGUAGAUACUGGAUCAAUAAAGUUUCUUAUUUUUGAA